Molecule: messenger RNA, 2108 nt
Organism: Paramecium primaurelia
Lineage: Eukaryota; Ciliophora; Oligohymenophorea; Peniculida; Parameciidae
Source: the annotation of a GenBank genome assembly
AUGAUUUAGAUAAUCUAUCGAAAGUAGAAAUAUUCAGUCAAUUCAACAAAUGAUGAAUAUAUAUAUCAUUAAAUAUUUAUCAAUUAAAUAUUAUUUUUCAAUUCUUGUAUAAAUAGAUUUAUUAUAACCAAUUUUUAAAAGAAAAAGUAAUAUAUUUAUAUCAUUUAAUAGACCCCAGAUAUCAUUUUAAUCGUAAUCUUCCACCAUAUAUACCAAUAAUUAUUCAGAAUUGAAUAAAAACUCUCUUAAUGAAUUUCAUAAUCAUUAUCAUUUUUGGCUUAUUUAAUAAAUUAUUAUUUUCCUUUAAAUAUUUUAUAUAAGUUAAAAAUAAUUAAAGAAUAGAAUGAAUCCUUAAAUUAAAAAUACAUUAAAUUGCUUAGAUCAAACUUUAUCUUAAUACGGAACCGUAGAUUUAGAAGUUAACAAAUGGGAUUAAAUCUAAUAAAGGCUUGUUAAGGUUAAAAUUUAAUUAACAAUUACACAAGAUAAUUAAAUCAUAUGCUUAUAUGAAGGAGUAAUAUUGAAAAAGUAAGUGAUCAUUUAUAUGUUUCAAAGCUAAAUAAUUUAAGAUAAUUAUUUGAAUCCAGAAGUUUUAAACUUAGAAUAGAUAAAGCAUCUUCAAUGGCAAGGUGAAUAUUGUUAAAACAAGAGAAAAUUUGGCAAAUGGAUAGCUAUUUGGAAUGGAGAAGCUCUUUUAGAAGUUGGUGGAUACUAUGAGAGUGGAUUAAAAUAAGGUUUAUGGAAAGAACUAAUUAAUUAAUAUUGGAGGUAAUAAAAAUUAAUUAUUUGAUUUCAAAAAAGCCAUGCCACAAUAUAUUAAAGUGGAGAUUACUUUAAUGAUUAAAAAUAGGGAAUAUGGACUUAUAACUAUAAUAACGAAAAGAUGUAAUAUUUUUGCUUAAUUUAAUAAGAGGGGGUGGAUCCUACAAUAGCUAAGGCUAAAAAGAUGGUAAAUGGAUUGAGUUGAAGGAUAGGUUUUAUAAUGAAUCCUAAGUUACUUAUAGUGGGGUAUAUAAAAAUGGGAAAAAAGUAAGUAUUUGGGAAACAAAGUACGAACAUAAAUAGAUGUAAAUUUAUCUAAUUAUCUCUCAAUAAUUAGUGGUGGCGGAUCAUAUGAUUAUGGAGAUGAAGGGAUUAAAGUUGGAAGAUGGAUUGAAUUAAGUGAUGGGUUUUAUAAAUAUUCAUAAGUCACUUAUAAUGGAGAAUAUAAAAGUGGUAAAAAAGUAGGUAGAUGGGAUAUCAAAUGUGAAGGAAAAUUGAUGUAACCUUAUGAUAUGCUCAAAUUUAGUGGAGGUGGAUCAUAUAAUAAUGGAGGUGAUGAGUUUAAGAUAGGGAGAUGGAUUGAGUUAAGCGAUGGGUUUAGAUGGAAUUCAUAAAUUUCUUUUGAAGGGGAAUAUAUAAACAAUACCAAAAUUGGUAGAUGGAAUAUCUUGUAAGAUAAUUUUAAGAUGUAAAAUAAUAUUAUUGAAUAAUAUUUACAAUUUUUAGUGGUGGUGGGUUCUAUGAUGAAGACGGUAACGGAUUUAAGAUUGGGAGAUGGAUUGAAUUAAGCGAUGAAUUUUGGAGCGGUUCUUAAGUCACUUACAAUGGAGAAUAUAAAAAUGGUAAAAAAGUUGGCAGAUGGGAAAUUUAGCAUGAAUCCAAAAAGAUGUAUCAUGAUUUGAAGAAUGCUUAGUGGCGGUGGGUUCUAUGAUGAAGAAGGUUAUGGAAUUAAGAUUGGGAGAUGGAUUGAAUUAAAUGAUGAAUUUUGGAGCAGUUCUUAAGUCACUUACAAUGGAGAAUAUAAAAAUGGUAGAAAAGUUGGCAGAUGGGAAAUUUAUUAAAAAAAGGGUAAUAGAGAUUAAAAGAAAGAAUAUAUGUAAAAUUGUUGUUAGAAAGUAUUAGUGGUGGUGGGUAGUAUGAUGAAAGGGCAAAUGGGAUUAAAAUUGGGAGAUGGAUUGAGUUAAAUGAUGGUUUUUAUGAUUAUUCUUAAGUUAUUCAUUAUGGUGAAUAUUAAAAUGGUACAAAAAUUGGAAGAUGGUAAAUUCAGUACGAAGGGAAAUAAAUGUAAAUUUUCUUAAUAAUCAUAUUAUAAAUGUCGUAGUGGUGGUGGAUCAUAUGAUGAAAGA